AUGUGGAGGCGCGUCUACCUUUUUCUCGCGCUCGUAAGACUUUACUUUGCCCUUUCGCCGUCCUAUAUUCAUCCCGACGAGCACUUCCAGGGGCCUGAAGUAAUAGCUGGCGAUAUAUUCGACUGGCGCAUCACUAAAACCUGGGAGUUUACUUCCGCAGCUCCCAUACGAAGCGUCUUUCCAUUAUGGGCAGCAUAUGAAGAGGACUGGGCUAUCCAAGAGCUCAUCGCAUCGCCGAGAGGUCGACGCAUCAGCCUUUUAUUACUGGCCAGCAGCUACGUAACAUGGACAUAUCAAACCCAUACCUUCUCCAACUCGAUCGAAACUAUCGGAGUGGCAUGGUCAUUGGUCCUGAUUCGGAGAAUUUCAUCCUCAAAAGAUGCUGCAUGGCUGUCGAGUGCGGCACUAGGAUUUACAGUUAUAUUUUCCAUCUUCAACCGCAUUACAUUCCCGGCCUUUCUACUACUUCCAGGGCUCACGCUAAUACCCCACUUCCUCCGGCAUCCAACCACUCUUCUAGGCCCUGCACUGAUUUCGCUCUUCACCUCAUGGACGUGGCCUCUCCAGCUUCCACUUCUCUCAGCAGUCUCUGGAAUCGCGGUACUGAGUAUAUUCCAGCACCAAGAGGCUAGGUUCUUGGUACCUCUUGUACCUUUGUUGCUGUCAAGCAUUUCGUUGCCAAAAAAUAUCAUCUUGCAAAGACUCUGGAUAGUCAUUUGGGUGAUGUUUAAUGUGGUAUAUGGAGCCCUUAUGGGUAUUUUCCACCAAGGCGGGGUGGUACCUGUCCAGCUCCAUAUGGGAAAUGUAACAAAUGCAGCAAAUGCGGUCUGGUGGAAAACCUACCAGCCUCCAACAUGGCUUCUCGGUGAGCCAUCAAAGAACGGCAACAUUCCCCAACUCCUUACUACAGAUCUCAUGGGUGCCAAAAUCUCUGUUCUGGUCAAUACCCUUCAGCCACUGGCUCAGUGUGAUACGGGUGAGCAACAGGCAAACAACUAUCUUGUUGCUCCGUUGUCUGCUAUCGAUUUAGACGUGUUUGCUCUAGGGACGAAUAAAAGUCUGCCCUUUUGGCUCAAGAAGGAGUGGGAGUACCGAAACCAUUUUAACAUGGAUGAUAUGGAUUUUGCUGAUGAUGGGUUCCUCCCAACGAUUGAGCGAGUGGUGGGUAGGAGGGGUUUAGGUGUGUGGAGGGUCGUCAGGACAGACUGCCCGGAGAGGGAUGAUCGAAAGUUGAAUUAG
This is a messenger RNA of Morchella importuna, 1239 nucleotides long. RefSeq lists its product as uncharacterized. Gene Ontology annotation, biological process: GPI anchor biosynthetic process. NCBI's taxonomy places the organism in Eukaryota, Fungi, Ascomycota, Pezizomycetes, Pezizales, Morchellaceae. The coding region runs from base 1 to 1239 and encodes 412 amino acids. The record is from RefSeq and is a predicted model, not a curated record. The transcript is spliced from 5 exons. Gene Ontology annotation, molecular function: alpha-1,2-mannosyltransferase activity. Gene Ontology annotation, cellular component: endoplasmic reticulum membrane.